Lodderomyces jiufengensis is the source of this 432-nucleotide messenger RNA. RefSeq names its product Mdj2p (gene MDJ2). The transcript has a single exon. Bases 1 to 432 code for a protein of 143 amino acids. Gene Ontology annotation, molecular function: ATPase activator activity. Gene Ontology annotation, cellular component: PAM complex, Tim23 associated import motor. NCBI's taxonomy places the organism in Eukaryota, Fungi, Ascomycota, Pichiomycetes, Serinales, Debaryomycetaceae. The record is from RefSeq and is a predicted model, not a curated record. Gene Ontology annotation, biological process: protein import into mitochondrial matrix.
AUGGUUGUACCCAUAGUAUUAGGAAUUGGAGUAACAGUACUAGCAUUAACAACAAAAGCAACAUUAUCAGCAUAUAGACAAUACUUACAUCUAACACCAUCAAUGAUAGCUACAUUAAACAAUAUAAAACUAAUAAACCCUCAAGAUUCAACAUGGAUAAAAAAAUCAGAUCCUAGAUAUAAACAUUAUCAAUUUUUAAAACUGAAAUAUCCUAAUAAAAAUUUUAAUCAAACAAUGACUGAACAAGAAGCAUUAUUUAUAUUAGGUAUAGAAGGUGAUGAUAUACUAAAUUUAGAUAAAAAAUUAAUUAGAGAAAGGUAUAGAAAAUUAAUGGGUUAUAAUCAUCCUGAUAAAAAUGGUAGUUUAUAUUUAAGUCAAAAAAUUAAUGAAGCAAAAGAUAUUUUGGAUAAAAGUUAUAUGGUUAAUAAAUAA